Messenger RNA from Insectozyma verbasci, 1566 nucleotides. The record is from the annotation of a GenBank genome assembly. NCBI's taxonomy places the organism in Eukaryota, Fungi, Ascomycota, Pichiomycetes, Serinales, Debaryomycetaceae.
AUGGCGUCAUCAUUAUUUAAAUUUGAUCAACGACCUAGGGUCUUCAAAAGCAUUUAUCAUGAAAUUAUCGUAAUUAUAUUAGUCUGUAUGGCUCAAUUUCUAUCUCAAGCUGGGGUUACAAUGUCAUUAUCCACUAUGAAUAUUAUGCUAAAUUCUUUUCAAGUAACAGAUAAAACUAUACAAGUAUGGUUUAUGGGUGGUUAUUCAUUAUCAGUUGGUACUUUUAUACUUUUCAGUGGUAAAUUAGGAGAUUUAUUUGGUCUUAAAAAAAUAUUCAUAGUUGGUUGGAUUUGGGUUUCAUUAUGGAGUUUAAUUACUGGUAUUUCAUAUUAUUCAAAAUCAAUAAUUUUCUUUAUUAUAUGUCGUGCUUUUCAAGGAGUUGGUUAUGCAUUGUUAUUACCUUGUGGUAUGGGAAUUUUAGGUCAUAUUUAUCCAAAUGGUAAAAGAAAAAAUUUAGCGUUUGGUUGUAUUGGUGCAAAUGGGCCUAUUGGAGCUAUGGUAGGUGCUUUUAUGGCUGCUGUUGUAGGACAAACUUGGUGGUGGCCAUGGGAAUUUUAUUUAAUUACGAUAUUAAGUAUUAUACUAUUAAUUGGUUCAAUUUUCUUUAUUCCGCAUUUAUCAAAUGAUGAAAUAAAUGGUGAAAUUACAAUCAAGAAUGUUUGGCAAAAAUUGGACAUAUUUGGAGCACUAACUGGUAUUAUUGGAUUAAUAUUAUUGAAUUUUAUUUGGAAUCAAGGUCCAGUUGCAGGUUGGGGCAAAGCAUAUAUUAUAGUAGUAUUAAUUAUAUCAAUUUUGCUAAUUGUUUCAUUUUUUAUAAUCGAAUUAAAUUUCAGUACUCAUCCAUUAUUACCAAGAUCAAUUUUUAAUAUUAAAGUCGGUUUAAUCCUUGCUUGUAUUUCAUUUGGUUGGGGUUCUUUUGGUAUCUGGCAAUAUUAUUAUUGGAAUAUAAUUUUAAAUCUUCGUCUUUAUACUGCAAUUGAAGGUGGUUUGACAUAUACUCCGUUUUUAGUAAUGGGUACAAUUGCAGCAAUAACAGUAUCUUUUAUAAUUAUACAUACAAAACCAAGUUACAUUAUCUCAUUUGCAACUACUUGUUUUAUGGUUGGUUGUAUUAUGUUAUCAGUCAUGCCUGUUGAACAAUCAUAUUUUAGAAUUUCAAUGGGUCAAAUGUUUAUAUUAUGCUGGGGAAUGGAUUUAAGUUUCCCAGCUGCAUCAAUAAUAUUAUCUGAUAUUUUGCCACAACAUCAUCAGGGAAUGGCAGGUUCAUUGGUUACAACAAUGGUUAAUUAUUCAGUUUCAUUAUUUUUAGGUAUUUCAUCAUGUGUUGAAAUUGAAAUUUUUAAACAUAAUCAAGAUCAAUUGGGAAGUUAUAGAGCUGGAUUAUAUUUUGGUAUUGGAGUAGCUGCUAUAGGUGUAAUAUGUUCAUUUGUAUUAAUAUUUUUGACAAAAGAUGAUUUAAACGGUAAUGAAGAUUUAGUUGAAGAAGUUGAACAUAAACAUGAAGAAAUUGAAGUUCGAAAUUAUGAAAUUAAUGAUGAAUCUGAUGAAAAGGAAGAAAUUAGAUAG